Molecule: messenger RNA, 9612 nt
Organism: Vollenhovia emeryi
Lineage: Eukaryota; Metazoa; Arthropoda; Insecta; Hymenoptera; Formicidae
Gene: cora
Exons: 16
Coding region: 764-6595 (1943 amino acids)
Cellular component (GO): cytoskeleton; plasma membrane
Molecular function (GO): structural molecule activity; actin binding
Source: RefSeq, a predicted model, not a curated record
AAACUCCGCUUUUCCUAGUCGCGGUCGGCCAUGACGGCGGGCGCGUAGGAACAGCGAGGGCAGUGCCGCGGUGGUAUUCGGUGCAGUAACGCUGCUGCUGGGCGCGAUCCGCUCUCGUCGUCGUCGUCGUCGUCGUCUCGUCGAUCUGUCGCGUGCGGUACGAAAUAGGAGGAAGGCGGGCGCAGCGGGGCGAGAGAGAGAGAGAGAGAGACGAGGGAUCUGUCGCGUCCUCGUCCGGGGCGGCGUCCGCGUCGCGUCACACUCGCGAUACGCAAUUUCUCAACGUCGCCGCUCUCUUCAGGGACUAUUUGAAAAUGGCGCGGGCAACAAGGGCCGUGGCCCCCGUCCCGUACGGCGUCGUCUCGUGAUCCGAAGGACCGACCACCCGCCGAACAGACCUGUCGAAUUGGCGAGCACGAGAGAGAGGGGGACGGAGAGUUGUUUAUACGUGCUACGCUACGGUGUCUCUCGCUUCGGCUCGGCUGCGGAGAACCAAGCCCUGUUCCCUCCCGCCUCCUCCCGCCGAUCGUCCGUGUCAUUGUUCGCCGCGCGCCGCGCGCCGUGCUUCGUCCUGCGCUGGUGCGUCGUACACGGCGGAGGCUGCUCUCUCGUCGUAUCGUAGCCGGACAUAUAUACCUGGGUAUUCUCCGGGGCAACGGCGGUUCUUUCGCAACGUGAAAGCUUAGUUUGUCGCUUUCAGGACAAUUCCCUUGUCUCAACAAAUUUAAAUCACGAGGUAUACGUAUACGAAUAGAGCGAAAACAUGCCGGAAGAACAAAAGACCGCUGGUACCCCAGCGGAAGUAACGGCGGAGAAUGGGACUGGGACGAACUCGCCCACCAAGAGCCCGGUUAGCAGGGGAAAGAUGGCUCUUGCUAAAGUUACCCUCCUCGACGGGACCGUAAAGGACUUCUACAUUGAUAGGAAGGCGAGAGGCCAAGAACUUCUCGAAAUGAUUUGUCAAAGCAUGAAUCUACUGGAGAAAGAUUACUUUGGUCUCAUCUACGAAGACAGACACGAUCCGCGCAAUUGGCUGGAUCUUCACAAAAGGAUUACGAAAUUCAUAAAAACUGAGCCAUGGAAGUUCAAUUUCGAAGUAAAAUUCUACCCGCCGGAUCCAGCUCAACUGCACGAAGAUAUCACGCGUUAUCAGUUAUGCCUACAGAUCAGAAACGAUAUUAUUACAGGACGUUUACUUUGUUCCUUUGUGACACACGCUCUCCUGGGCUCCUACCUGGUCCAAUCAGAAGUCGGAGAUUACGAUCCUGAGGAACAUGGAAGGACAUAUUUGAAAGAUUUUAAAUUUGCUCCUAACCAAACGCCCGAGUUAAUCGAGAAAGUAAUGGAUCUCCAUAAAACGCAUAAAGGCCAAACGCCCGCCGAAGCAGAAUUACAUUAUCUCGAGAAUGCGAAAAAAUUAGCUAUGUACGGCGUAGAUCUUCAUCCCGCGAAAGACUCGGAAGGCGUUGAUAUAAUGUUAGGUGUAUGCGCUUCCGGCCUUCUUGUUUAUAGAGACCGUUUAAGAAUUAAUAGGUUCGCCUGGCCAAAGAUAUUGAAAAUAUCUUACAAGAGGCAUAAUUUCUACAUAAAAAUCAGACCGGGCGAUUUCGAACAGUUUGAAUCUACAAUCGGAUUCAAAUUAGCCAAUCACAGAGCAGCGAAAAAGUUAUGGAAAGUAUGCGUGGAGCACCAUACUUUCUUCAGACUUAUGAGUCCGGAGCCUGUAAAGAAAGUGGGAUUAAUUCCACAUUUAGGGUCUCGUUUUCGGUAUUCCGGAAGAACUCACUAUGAAACGAAAAAGACUCCUAUCGAUAGGCAACCUCCACAAUUUGAAAGGUCUUUGAGUGGCCGACGACUCACGUCCAGAAGCAUGGAUGCAUUAGGUGGGCCUAAACCAGUUGAAACAUACAGUUCCGAACCAAGCAAACGGCAUACUAUGAGCUACGAGCCUGAAAUGCUUUCUGAUGAUAUAGAACAUAUAGACAGACGGCCUAGUCCGAUCAAGAAGCAAAAAGAGAAGCUCACACGAAAAACAAGUGCCGGAACAACAUCAGCUAGCAGUACCAGUAGCCUGGAAGGAGAAUACGAUGCAGAUCGUGGGAGAAAGAAACCGGUCGGAGGAAUCGCUGUCCUACCGCCCGGUGGUCUAUCAAAGAAGAAGAAGGAUAAACAGAAUGAAAACGAAAAGGAAAAUCACAAUGAUCUGAAUAAUAGUGAUCUGAUUAAUGACAAUGCUCAUCUUGACAAUAUUGAUGAUAAAUCACUAUCUAAAAAAGAAUUAAAAAAGAAGGAUAAAGAAACCCCCGAAAAAAUGGAUAAGGAAAAGAAGGAAAAAAUCAAGAGUCCUGUUGGCGGUUUCCUGUUUACCAAAAAGGACAAGGAUAAGAAACAGAAAAAGAACAAAGAACUCGAUGAAUCCACGGACAAGAGUGAUAUCGAAUCGAAUCUUUCUACAUCGGAAAAGCAGGGAAAAGAGGUUGAUGUGAAAGCAAAUAAAAUCCAAGAUCCCACAAAGUCUCCUCAGCUUCCUGGUUACACGAAGCCUUACGAUUACGAAGAAACGGAAGCUUCGCCUACAAGAAAGCCGUUUACUCCACUUGGUUUUACAUACGAAGAUCGGCCGGCAUCGCCAGGUAUACAGGAUCAGCCAUCGCCUACUUCAGCUAGUCGGAAGGCUACAGGAUUGGCAUUUAACUAUGCUCCGGGAGAAGAAAAGAAAGUAGCGGAAUCUGUGGAAAAGAGGAAAACAAAGGAAGCGGAUAAACAAGCACCCGGAUUGAAGACACCAGGGCUCAAUUAUGUGGAGUCUGCUGCCCUUAAGGAACAGCAAAAGAGUGAUGCGCAAGCAGACACUGAAAAGGACCAAACGACGGCCUUCAUUGAUAGCGAACGUCAACAUGGAGAUACCGUUGGUCUGCCUGUAGGAAUCCCACCAGCACCAGUGGAACCCAAACCAGAUUAUCACAUUCUACCUCUUCCCGAUGGCUCGAGAAUCAUUGGAGGUGUGAUUUAUACUAAAGAAGGUAAAGCACUAGAUCAGAGCCAUCUCGGACCCGACGGUAGCAAAAUAAUUGACGGUAAGGUUUGCGGAAAAGACAGUAAAUUGCUAAAGAAGGGAGACCUCGGACCACAUGGGAUUCACAUUAGCAAUGGUAUAAUUACUGGGAAAGAUAACAAACCUUACCAUCAGGAAAUAUUGGGUACAGAUAGAAAUUCGAUAAAGAAUGGAAUUAUUCAUUCUCCUAACGGUGAAGUGGUGAAACAGUCUUUCCUCGGGCCGGAUCACGCAGUUGUCAAAGAGGGGAAAGUAUCACUGAAGAACGGUAAACCGAUUCAACACUGUCAAUUGGGUGCAGAUGGAACGUAUGUGAAAGAGGGUCUCAUAUUUACGUCGGGAUCUAAACCUAUGACUCAGGGCUCGUACGGCACAGACGGCAAGUACAUGGUUGCCGGUAUAGUAUGUAACGAGGAAGGCAAGCCUUUGAGUCAGAUUGCGAUUAUACCUGACGACACGUUCCUUUGCGACGGCUUGAUACAUGGACGAGACGGAAAACCGCUCAAUACGGGCAAGUUAGGUCCUGAGGGCCAUUACAUCGCGGAGGGAAAGAUCCAUUCGAAAGAUGGAAAACUAAUCAAACACGAGUCUUUCAAUUCCGACGGGUCUGUCGUGAAAGACGGCGUAAUUUACUCCAAGGAUGGAAAAUUUUUGACUCAAGGAUCCUUGCUACCGACCGGUGCUCACUUAAAGGAUGGCAAAGUAGUCGGUAAGGAUGGCAAGCCCAUUAAGCACGCGUAUUACAAAUCCAACGGUAGUUUCGUCAAAGACGGUGUGAUACAUGAAAAGGACGGCAGGCCCCUGAAUCAAAUUCCAUUAAUAGCCGAUGGUCACUUCAUCAAAAACGGUUUAGUGCACAACAGAAACAACAAGCCGCUGUCUCAAGGCCUCUUUAAGCCCGACGAUCUUGUAAUCAAAGAAGGUACGUUACGCAACGCGGAUGGUUCAGCAAUGUCAAAUGCUACUCUCGGCCCUGAUGGAUUUCUAGUGAAGGAUGGCACGAUUCUAGGGAAAGAUAGUAAACCGGUGAAACACGAAUUGUUCGGUUCGAACGGAAGCAACAUAAAGAAAGGUAUUAUCCACGCGAAAAAUGGAAAGCCGCUCAAUCAAGAAUCAUUGGUACCCGAAGGCGCGGCUAUUAAAGACGGCAAGAUAUGUAGCAGAGAUGGCAAAUUACUAAAGUUCUCAUUCUUUAAACCGGAUGGUAGUUACAUCAAGGACGGUGUUAUUUACGGCAGCGAUAGUAAACCGCUCAACCUGAACGCAGGUUUACCGGAAGAUAGUUUUAUCGUCAACGGUGUAAUAUUCGAUUACUCGGGGAAGCCCUUGAGCAGAGAUUCGUUUGGAUCCGAUGGUUCGUACGUCGCGGGCGGAUUGGUUUACGGUAAAGACGGCAAAAUCGUGUUGCAAGGUGUGUUCGGUCCCGACGGCAAUACGAUUCGGAAUGGCAUCAUCGUAGGUAGAGACGGCAAGCCCUUGACACAAGAUGACAAAGGCCCGGACAAUAUAGCGGUCAAUAACGGAAAGAUCGUGGACAGCCACGGGAAUCCGAGAAAUCUGUCCUCGUUGGUACCCGAUGGAUGUUACAUACAAGACGGAGUAGUAUACGACAAGAAUGGACAGCUGUUGAAACAAGGUGCGUUUAAGCCAGACGGAUGUUACAUUCGAGACGGCCUGAUAUACGGCUGGGGAGGUCAGUUACUGAACGCGGGAUCCGAAUUACCGGGUGGCAGUUAUAUCGAGGAGGGUAAGAUAUACGGAAAGGAUGGGAAACCCUUGAGUCACACCGCGUUCGGUACCGAGGGCAAUUUCAUCGAAAACGGUAUCAUUUAUGGAAAGGAUAGAAAACCGCUCAGUCACGGCACGUUCGGCAACGACGGCAGUUACAUACAAAACGGUUUACUGUACGGACCGGACGGGAAGCCGCUGAACAAGAGACAGACCAUAAUCACCGUUACGUCCGUUCGUUACGGCUUGGUCUGCGGUGACGACGGCAAGCCAUUAAGAUAUGGCAAUUUUGACAACGAGGGCAGCGUGGUGAAAAACGGCAGGAUUUACGACGACGCCGGAAGAUACCUCAACCAAGAUGUUUACGGCCAAGACGGUGACUUCAUUAAAGACGGUCUGAUUUAUGGGCGCAAUGGGAAACCUCUCUCUCACGAGAACUUACCGCCGGAAAGUAGUUUCAUAAAAAACGGCAAGGUUUACGAUGCGAACGGUCAACCACUAACGCAGGAGGCGUUCGGGCCGGAAGGUUUGAAAGUUAUACAGGGCGUCGUGGUAGACAAAACUGGAAAACCGGUGAAACAUGCGAGCUUCGAUGCCGAGGGUAACGUCGUCAAGGAUGGAAUAAUUUGCGCGCCUACUGGAAAGCCGCUCGAUAAACAUUUUACGACUAUCACGAUCACAAUGGUACAUAGAGGACUGGUAUGUGACAAGGAUGGAAAACCGGUCGCACAAGCAUCGUUCGGAACUGACGGUGGUUUCGUUAAGGACGGUAAGAUAUACGAUAAAUUCGGCAAACCGUACAAUCAAGAGCUUUUCGGCGAGGACGGAUCGUACGUGAAAGACGGUGUGAUAUAUGGAAACAACGGCCAGCUGGUGGAAAGCGUGACGAUUCUGAAGGACUUGCAAGUGUCAGUAAAAUCCAGCCCCACGAAAUUAAAGAAAGCUGCGAUUCCAGCCGUGAUACCGACAAUUGUCAAGACAACAACCAAGCAAUCGGUGGUCAAGGAUCAGGAGGGUGUGACGCAAAAUAUUCAGGAAAAGAUCGAGGAUCUUACACCCGGUGGUACAGGCCAAGUUAUGGUCUCUACUCACGUCAACAAGGCAGAGGCACCAGACGACGGUAGAACUCCGUACAUGACAGCGACAGCUGUCACUACACGUACCGCCACGAUGCACGAGGAUCUGGAAAAAAAUCAGAAGACAAGUCAGGUAGAGGAAAAAACUGUAGCGCAUACAACUGCGACGAGUGCGACAAGACAGGAGCAGCGUGUAGUAACACAAGAAGUUCGAACCACGAGUCACGUGCUUUCCGGCGAACAGCUGUUCUCACGAAGGCUAAGUACAUCGAGCUCGAGCAGCGGAGAUUCAGGUACACCGAUUGAUCUCGACGAUGACCAACAAGCCUUCUACAAUCAAUAUUAUCAGGGAGAUCCAGCCGUGAUCGCAACUGAGAAGCACGUUUAUACAGGAGAACCAGACAGUAAUGUGACAACGACAACUACGGUACCUGUAGUGGCAACUGAAACGAGAAAAGUAGCUCUCGAAAGCGAAGACGGUAACUAUAGUGCCACAGGAGAGAUAGUCAGUACACAAACCAUAUCUAGUAAAACUCGUACUGUCGAAACUAUUACGUAUAAAACGGAGAAAGAUGGUGUAGUUGAGACACGAGUGGAACAAAAGAUAACAAUACAAUCGGAUGGUGAUCCGAUUGAUCACGAUCGAGCUUUGGCAGAAGCGAUACAGGAGGCCACUGCUAUGAAUCCAGAUAUGACAGUGGAAAAGAUAGAAAUACAGCAGCAAACGGCGCAGUAAUUAGUAGAGGAUUGUCCGUCAUACAUACAUAAAAGGGCACUCUUGGUCUAUAAGUAACACAAACGAUUCGUAAUCUUAGAGACUAGGAAAACAAAUUGGUAUUUACAAUAUAUGCUAUAUAUUAGAUGCAUUAUCUAAUGUAUCAUAAAAAGAACCAGACUGAAAUAUGCUAUAAAAAUGUCGAUAAGUCUUUAAAUAUUUUACGAAGUUGACAUAAAGCAAGGAACAAUAUUUAGCUUUAUACCUUGUCUUUUGAGAGGGUCAAAGAAAAUUUCUGAUAACGGCUUGCCCAAUGUUUCGAGCUUAAACUCGAUUGAAAAUCGAGUUUGAUAGUUGAAAGGAAUGAAAUAUUGAUGAAAUCUUUUUAAUGAAGAGAGAAUGGUACCUCGUACUAUAAACUACAGUGUUCAUAUUAAAAUAACUAAGAAGGUGUAUUUAUAUACACGAGAACAUAAAUAAAUAUUAUACAAUGUAUACAUAGCUAUGUAUGUAUGUAAACAAAUGGAUAAACUAUUUAUACAUAGUUAUGGCGAUAAUUAUAUAAAUAUAAAUAUAAAAUAUACAUAUAAAAGACGGGGUGCCCUGCAACUUAAAGUUUUGAUAAUUGAGUAUUUCUUAACAGUAAAAUGAAAAAUAAUUACAGUCAUACAAAGAAUAACCAAUACAAUACAACAAUUAUUAAAAAUUUUGCAGUAAAGUAAUAAUAUCAGAAUAUUCCAAAUUGAAAUACUAAUGGCGAAAUAUUUAUAGUCAACCAAGUCUAUUAAAAGCAUAUUCCCUUCGAUUUAUCAGAAUCUUUUGUCCUCUAACGAAAGCUCGUUACUUUCUCUCUUUCAUCUUUGAGUGUAAUAUUACAAGUUGUUAACAGUAAGUAAAAAAAUACUCUGAUUCAUAAUAUUCGUAUAAAGAAACAAAUAAAAUAUGUUGCAAUGGGUUAUAAAUAUGUAACAUAAUUUUAUCGAUCCGUUAAAAAGUGACUCUUCAAAGAUGAAUUGAUAGAAAGUAAGAUUAAGAGUAAUAGUUUAACGAAAUAGCUCUACUACAUAUUGUCUGUUGUAAUGCUUAAAUGCAAUAAGGUAAGCUUCUUGGCAAAAAGUAUAUGUAUAGUUUGACUAUCUGUGAAAUUGAUAUUGGCUUUCCAAACGGUUAUUACGUAACAUUGUGUGACAGAGUCAGAAUAUAUAUUACGUAUUAAUAUAUAUAUACAUACAUACACUUUAUAUAUAUAUAUAUAUAUAUAUUGCUAAUUGAAAUAUUUGAAAACGCUAUAGUUUUGUAUACCUAAAAAAUGUUAAUAUUAUGUUGUAGAAAGGAUACAGAAAUUACGUUAGUGAUAGUAUUGUAUCAUUUUUCAUGUUGCAGCUAUAUAACAAUUAUGAGAGAUAUAAUAUAUUGACAGAAACUCUAUAGAUUUCAUUAUAUUUCAAUUACUAUGAUUAAUACAAAUAAGCCCAUAUAUGUAUGUAUGUAUGUAUGUAUGUAUAUAUGUAUGUAUAAAACUUUAUACCAAGAGCAAUGAUAUGCAUUGGUCAGCGUAUAUGUCUAAAUUUAGCUGUAGCUUAUGUAGUUGUAGAACUACAAUUUUACAUGAAUUUUCAUUAGUUUAGUGAUUUACGUUCCAUUACAAUUCACAUUGCAAUUUGAAUAAACAAAAUAAAUCUAACACAAAUUUCCUGAAAAGAAUGGUGCAUUUUAAUUUUGCAGCUUUGCAUACAUUUUAAUUUACGCAAAUUAUUCUAAAUGAAAGGAUCAACGUACGAAUAUACCGUACUGUAUUUAGCAGGCUUGUUUAUACCUUUGUUCUUCAAUGUAUUGUUCUUUAUCAAUUAUACUCGUACAUAGUAUUGUAGGUUCUAUUUCUUCGAUUUUAUCUAUUAUAACAUACUGCGCUCCGUUUAAUGUUACAAAUGCUUCGAAGCAUUCUUCUCGUGUCUUUUAAUAAAGAAAGAUAGAGAAGUUUGUUUUGUAGCAUUUGCAGCAUCAAAUGGAUUGCAGCCUAUAUAAAUGCGUUUAAAUGAAAUAUACUUUAAACAAGAGAGAAUUCUUGUUUUUUAUUUUUAUACAUUUACAUUUUUAUAAAAUGUAAAUUAUCAAUAUCUCUAAGAAUUUGAAAGAAUGUUUUGUUCUCAUAGUCUUUAUUUUUAUCCAAUGCUUAAUUUUGUUAUUACAAGAGAGAGAUAUUACAGAAAAUAUUUAUUUUAUACAUAUACCUUGAUUAGUAUUCUCUUUUAUUUAAGACAUUAGCAUUUUCGACUAUUUUUCUCUAGAUUUUAUUUAAAUACAAUAGCAUUAUACCUUAUAAGGAACAAAGGAUAAUCACAGCCUAUUUACGUAAGAAAUUUUAUAAUACUGGUCACUUGCUCUACGCGUUACAUAUGAUAAAUGGCGAGUUGUCUGUGUGCCACGAAAUAUAUAUUGAUUCAUUACAUCUCGUACUAUUUUAUAAUAUAAGAUCAUAUUUUUAGAUACGCUCAAGACGAUGCUAUGGUUUUAUACAAUUCCUAAUGAUUGCUAGUAAAAUGAUUACCUGUUCUUCUUUACAUAUACACAUAUAUCGCGAAACAGGUGUCUCAAGAUUCUGUGAAUAACAUUUUAAUAAGCUGCAUAUCAUUUUUCGAUUGAAUAAUUUCUUUUUAAUCGUAUAAGCUAAAAGAUGAUUGUUUUAUAUUGUAUCUAACAUUCCAUGCUUAUAGUGACUAACAUAUAUAUGUAUAUCAUAUAAAUAUUUGUAUUAUUUUUGUUAUUUAUUCCUGUUUUUUAAGAAUAUACUUUUAUGUUAAGUCUGCUUGGAGAACACAUGUAUACUUAUGUAAUAGCAAUAUAAUUCGAAGUCAGUAAAGUAGAAAGAUAACUCUAAUUUCUUUGAUUUUGAGAGAAUAGAUGUUGAUUUAUUAAUUUUAUAAACUGAUUUACUGCACUUACAUGAAUAAAUCAUAUAAAUUGUCGUAUAAAAUAAGCUUUAAUAAUGUACAGAUCUUCAAGCAGCGUACAAAUAUAGUUUGUAAGUUUAUAAUUUA